AUGUCUAAGGAUUUGUGUGAAUCAAUUAAUUUGAUCGAUCAAUCUUUUGAUGAUGAUCCGAAAACCGGGGGAGAAAAAUUUUAUGGGGGUUUAUUAAAUGCAAUUUUACCUAGUAAUAACUGUAGUAGUGAUGUCCCAAAACUUAUCUCUGAUUUUAUAGCAUUACUAAAAUUAUUUGAGGGUAUUAAUGAUGACGAUUUAGAGAGUGAUAAACUUGCUGAAUAUGCUAUUUUAUGGUUAAGUUAUAAACUAAAUCAAAAAAAACAAAAUGGAACCACCAAAUUAUACGAUUUUUAUACUGAAAAUAUAGAAAAAAAUAGUUGUUAUAAGGAUAAUAUAGAUACUGAUAGUGAUAGUAAGAUUAAAAAGGAUGUUAUAUGUAAAAAAAUAAAAUCGAUGAAUAUUGAUAUUAAAGAUAUAUCUAAUUUUUAUGAUGCAUUUAAAUCAUUAUGUAACAUGUAUAUUGAACUUGAUCCAGAAAAAAAUACUGAAUGCAAAACAUGUUUAGAAAAUGCUGAAGAAUUUUUUGAAAAAUAUGAAAAACUUAAAAAUGCUUUAAAUAUUAAUAAAGGAAGUUCUUAUUUUCAACUAUUGUCGAGUUUAUCAAAUGAUUAUAAAAAUUUAGAAAAUAAAUAUGAGAAUGUUGGAUGUAAUAAUGUCUCACCAUUUGUAGCUUGCCCACGAAGUUCAGUAACAAAAAAUAUACUAAUUACAAUUGCAAUUAUAUUUGUUGCAGCAUCAAUUUUAUUGGGAGUUUCUUAUAAGUAUUCGUUAUUUGGUUUUCGGAAACGAUCUCAAAAACAACAUUUAAGAGAAAUGUUAAAAAAAUAA
This is a messenger RNA of Plasmodium yoelii, 831 nucleotides long. RefSeq names its product PIR protein. The transcript is spliced from 3 exons. NCBI's taxonomy places the organism in Eukaryota, Apicomplexa, Aconoidasida, Haemosporida, Plasmodiidae. The record is from RefSeq and is a predicted model, not a curated record. The coding region runs from base 1 to 831 and encodes 276 amino acids.